UCAUUUGUUCCCAUUGUCGGUAGUCCCUGGCUGAUUCUGGUUUGCUGUGACACAUCAAGGUCUUCUUUUCUAUUCCUCCUUCUGGAUUUGGAUGCUGAGUCACCAAUCGUCAGUACGUUUUGUUUAGAUUUUACAGCUGGCAGAACUGGGCCAAAAGCUGACGCAUCAUUUGAAGGCUAUGCAUUCCUAAGAACAAGGCAAGACGCAGCAUCUCCUCCAAUAAUACCGCCUGGCGGAUCAGCGGCUGGAGCUGUCACCCAGGGUAUACACUGGCAUCAGUAUCGCCGCCACAUCGUGUGCGGAGCCGCAGCGAGAGACUUCAAUCCAGCACAGCACGCUGCAGCUGGGGAGACGGAUGCAGACGCCACAUCGAGAAAACAGGUUAGU
Molecule: messenger RNA, 387 nt
Organism: Staurois parvus
Lineage: Eukaryota; Metazoa; Chordata; Amphibia; Anura; Ranidae
Source: the annotation of a GenBank genome assembly